CGGGGCCAUGGCGAGCGCGGCGCGGGGGCUCGGGCUGGCGCUGCUGCUGGCGCUGCUGCCGGGCCUGGCCCGCGCCACGCAGAAGAAGGCGGAGGCGGCGGCGCCGGGCGAGACGCUGCGGUACCUGCACUCGGCCGAGCUGGGCGAGGCGCUGCGGGCGCUGGCGGCCGCGGCCCCCCCGGGCCUGGCGCGGCUCUUCAGCAUCGGCGAGUCGGUGGAGGGGCGGCAGCUGUGGGUGCUGCGCCUGACGGCGGGGCUGGCGCCGGAGGGGGCCGGCGAGGAGCCCGGCGGCGCGGCCCUGCCCGGCCGGCCGCAGGUGAAGCUGGUGGGGAACAUGCACGGGGACGAGCCGCUGGCCCGGCCGCUGCUGCUUCGCCUGGCGCAGGAGUUGGUGCGGGGCUGGACCGACGGCGACACGCGCGUCGUCCGCCUGCUCAACACCACCGACCUCUACCUGCUGCCCAGCCUCAACCCCGACGGCUUCGAGCGCGCCCGCGAAGGCGACUGCGGCGGCGGAGGCGAGGAGAGCGGCCGGGUGAACAGCCGCGGCCGUGACCUCAACCGCAGCUUCCCUGACCAGUUCGGGGCCACUGAGCCCGACCUGGAGGCCGUGCCCGAGGUGCGAGCCCUCAUCGCCUGGAUGCGCCGCAACAAGUUUCUGCUCUCUGGCAAUCUCCACGGUGGCUCAGUGGUUGCAAGCUAUCCCUAUGAUGACUCUCCCACACAUAAUCCCACAGGAGUGUACAGUAAAUCAGCUGAUGAUGAAGUGUUCAAAUAUCUGGCAAAAGCUUAUGCCUCACAUCACCCCAUAAUGAGAACUGGCAAACCCAAUUGCCCUGGCGAGGAGGGAGAGACUUUCCAAGACGGUAUCACAAAUGGUGCCCAGUGGUAUGAUGUGGAAGGUGGGAUGCAGGAUUACAACUAUGUGUGGGCCAACUGCUUUGAGAUCACGUUGGAGCUGUCCUGCUGCAAAUAUCCUCCGACCUCUGAGCUUCAGCAGGAGUGGGAGAACAACCGGGACUCUCUCCUUGCGUUCAUUGAGAAGGUCCACAUUGGUGUGAAGGGCUUUGUCAGGGAUGCAGUCACUGGAGCUGGCCUGGAGAAUGCCACCAUUGUUGUUGCUGGUAUUGCUCACAACAUCACAGCGGGCAAGUUUGGUGAUUACCACCGACUGCUUGUGCCUGGGACCUACAACGUGACUGCAGUUGUAAUGGGAUACACACCAGUGACCAGAGAGAACAUUGAGGUGAAGGAAGGAGCUGCAACAGAAGUGGAUUUUUCCUUGCAGCCAACUGUAAUGCCACCAGCGCUUAACGUCACACAGUUCACAGCAACCCCUGCUCCUGUCUCUACCGUCAUCCCCACCUCUGUGCAGGCAGAGCCCCCAAGCCCAACCUCUCUCCAUCAGCCCAUCCAACCUGUGGACUUUCGCCACCAUCACUUCUCAGACAUGGAGAUCUUCCUGCGGCGCUAUGCCAGCGAGUACCCCGGCAUCACCCACCUCUACUCCGUGGGCAAGUCGGUGGAGCUGCGCGAGCUCUACGUGAUGGAGAUCUCUGACAAUCCUGGCGUCCACGAAGCAGGUGAGCCAGAGUUCAAGUACAUUGGUAACAUGCAUGGGAAUGAAGUUGUGGGCCGAGAGCUUCUCCUGAAUCUCAUUGAGUACCUCUGCAAGAACUUUGGCACAGAUCCUGAAGUGACUGACCUGGUCCAGAACACAAGGAUCCAUAUCAUGCCGUCCAUGAACCCUGAUGGCUAUGAGAAGUCCCAGGAAGGAGACAGAGGAGGUACCAUUGGCAGAAACAACAGCAACAACUACGACCUGAACCGGAACUUCCCAGACCAGUUCUUCCACGUGACAGACCCUCCACAGCCAGAAACUCUCGCUGUCAUGGCCUGGUUAAAGAUGUACCCGUUUGUGCUCUCAGCAAACCUGCACGGAGGUUCUUUGGUGGUUAAUUACCCUUUUGAUGACGAUGAACAAGGAAUAGCCAUAUACAGUAAAUCCCCAGAUGAUGCUGUGUUCCAGCAGCUGGCACUUUCCUACUCCAAGGAAAAUACAAAGAUGUACCAGGGAAGCCCUUGUAAGGAUAUGUACCCCACUGAAUACUUCCCACAUGGCAUCACUAAUGGGGCUCAGUGGUACAACGUUCCAGGUGGGAUGCAAGACUGGAAUUACUUAAAUACAAACUGCUUUGAAGUGACCAUUGAGUUGGGCUGUGUGAAAUAUCCGAAAGCUGAGGAGCUGCCCAAGUACUGGGAGCAGAACCGCCGGUCACUCCUCCAGUUCAUGAAACAGGUUCACCGCGGCAUCUGGGGAUUUGUGCUGGAUGCCACAGACAGAAGGGGCAUCCUCAACGCCACCAUCAGCGUCGCCGACAUCGACCACCCCGUGACCACCUACAAGGAUGGAGAUUACUGGCGCCUUCUGGUCCAGGGGACGUACAGAGUCACAGCAUCUGCCCGGGGGUAUGAUCCAGUCACUAAGACGGUGGAAGUUGGCAGCAAAGGUGGGGUGCAGGUCAACUUCACUCUUUCACGGACAGACAUCAAAGUGGAGGAGGGGAAGGUGCCAGUCUUGAACACCCCAAACACCAGUGACCCCAGUGAGAAGGAGUUUGAGACCCUGAUCAAGGAUCUCUCUGCUGAGGAUGGCCUGGAGCGCCUGCUGCUGACCUCCUCGGGGGAUAUUGCUCCGUACCGAUACCGCCCCUACAAGGACCUCUCAGAGUUCCUCCGAGGCCUCUACCUGAACUACCCACACAUCACAAAUCUCACCAGUUUGGGUCAGAGCGUCGAGUUCCGUCAGAUCUGGUCCCUUGAAAUCUCCAACAAGCCCAACCAGUCUGAGCCUGAGGAGCCAAAGAUCCGCUUCGUGGCUGGUAUUCACGGGAACGCUCCCGUUGGGACAGAGCUGCUCCUGACACUGGCAGAAUUUCUUUGCAUGAACUACAAGAAGAACACUGUUGUUACAAAGCUGAUUGACCGAACUCGGAUUGUGAUUGUUCCUUCCCUGAAUCCCGACGGACGUGAGGUAGCGCAGGAGAGAGGCUGCACCUCGAAGAUAGGCUGGACUAAUGCUCAUGGCAAAGAUCUGGACAUGGACUUCACAAGCAAUAAUUCCCGAUACUCGAGGGCACAAGAGCCUGAGACCAAAGCCAUCAUGGACAGCUUGAUACUGAAGCAGGAUUUCAGCCUCUCAGUUGCACUGGAUGGAGGAUCUCUGCUUGUCACUUACCCGUAUGACAGGCCAGGCCAGGCAGUGGAAAACAAAGAAACACUGAAGCAUUUGGCAUCUCUGUAUGCAAACAACCAUCCACUGAUGCAUUUGGGCCAGCCAGGUUGUCCAAAUAAAUCAGAUGAGAAUAUUCCUGGUGGAGUGAUCCGUGGCUCUGAGUGGAACAGUCACUUGGGAAGUAUGAAGGAUUACAGUGUCAUAUUUGGUCAUUGUCCUGAGAUCACUGUUUAUACCAGCUGCUGCUACUUCCCGAGCGCAGGACAGCUUCCCAGCCUGUGGGCAGACCACAGGAAAUCCCUCCUCAGCAUGCUGGUGGAGGUUCAUAAGGGAAUCCAUGGCUUUGUCAGAGAUGAGAGUGGCAAGGCAAUUUCUAAAGCUCUCGUUGUUCUUAACGAAGGUUUGAGUGUCUCUACUAAAGAAGGCGGCUACUUCCACGUGCUCUUGGCUCCGGGUUUGUAUAACAUCAACGUGAUAGCCGAGGGCUACCAGCAGAAACAUGUCAAGGUCUUUGUCCGCCAGGAUGCUCCCAGCUCCGUCUUCAUUGUGUUUGACACGGAAAACAGGAUAUUUGGUCUGCCAAGGCAGCUGGUUGUAACUGUUGCAGCUGCAAGUAUGUCUGCUCUUGUCCUCACUGCUGGGAUCAUCUGGUGUGUCUGCUCCAUUAAGUCCAACAGACACAAGGAUGGCUUCCACCGCCUCCGCCAGCACCACGACGAGUACGAGGAUGAAAUCCGCAUGAUGUCCACCAGCUCAAAGAUGUCCCUCCUCAGCCAUGAGUUCCAGGAUGAAACAGACACUGAAGAAGAAACAUUGUACUCCAGCAAACACUGACACCUCCAGGCAGGACAGGAGCUUCCCAUGGACCAGGCCUGGUGGUGGGAGGCAAUCCCUGUGGUUCAGUUUUGAAAUGUUAGUUUGCAGGAGGUAUCCCCCAGAAGUAUGUGGGUGGCAGCUCCCAACUUCCCUCUCUUUGCUCUGUUCCUGUGUACAUGCAAAUUGGUGGGUGUUGGAGGCUGUGUUUGGGUUAAGGACAUGGCUUGUUACAUUUGUGGGUGAGGAUCUGUGGGUUUAGGUGACAUUGUUUCAAAGGCAACUUAAGGUGGCCAGGAAUGUUCCCAGCACUUCCCCAGCAUCUCAGCACAGUGAGCAGAUGAUGGGAAAGUGCCACAAGACCUGCAAGGAAUUGUAGUUACAGAACUCCAAAGUGGUUUCUCUACCUGUUUUGAUUUGAUGUUUUCCUCUCAGUACCUGGGGAAAGCCAGAUUCUUCACUUGGCUCCACGUUCUGCAGAGCAGCCCUUGGAAAAAGACCAAAAAAACCCCAAACCUUUGAUUCUCAGUUGCUCCCUUGGAGCUUUUCCCUGCCAUGAGAUGCUGUGGCCUGCUGUGAUCUGCAGUGGUUGUGGAGCACCUCUGGUGUAUUGUUAAUUCCAAGCAGUGACUUGGCAUCCUGAGAGCUGGAGGAGAGGACAUCCAUUCUUGAUGUGAGAUGGAGAAAAGAGCGAAUGUCAGAGCUUCACUGAACUCUGACAAAGUUCAAUUGCUUGCCAGCUCUGCAGCAUUGCUGUUCCUGACUUCUGGGGAAGAAAAAAGCUGUAUCCCCAUAACCUCUGCUUGCUUUUCGUUUGUGUCCUAGACCUGGUCUUUGGGGUCUUGUGUUAGCCUUACAACAGCAGUGUCUGAAAGAGCAACCAAAGGUUGUUCUAAGCAAGUGGAUCAAGUGAUUAUGGUGGUUACUGUAGAAAAGCAGUCUGUUAUUGACUCCCCCUGAUCAGUUUUGCUCAAGUCCACCACUGUUCAGGAGGAAUCAGUGGAAUCUGACCACUGCCUUGUAUUUGAGCAUUACUGGGGCAGCAGGGAGAGGUUGUGGGACUAUCCAUGGCCCAACUUCAGUCUUAGAUUUUGAAGAAAAGCUGCACCAUUUGCCAUUGUCCACCUCAUACUAUUUAGUGAUCAGAGCACUUUGGAAACACUCUUUCAUCGAGCUCUGGUGAUGGUGGGUAUCAAAUGCACCUCACACUCCACUCUGUCUGGCUGUUCCAGCGUCUCUGAAGUGUGUAGCAAGAGCUCCACCUGGUUGUGACUGCAGUCGUGGCUGCUGCUCUGGGGGUGCAAGGCCUGAGCGAGAGCUGAAUGGCUGUGCUGGAGAGGGGAAAAGCAGCCAAAUUCUGCUUUGUAGCACUUGGCAGGAAUUUGAAAAGAGGAGCCUCAGUGUGCAUUCCCAAAGCACAGGCAGAGGGGGUGUGGAAGGGAUGUACAGAAGGGCAGAAUGGCUGAAAUGUUUGAUUCCAAAGCCCUCAUACAUCUCUGACAUUCCUCUGCAUUCUGGGCAGAAUAGGGCAGAAUUCUGGGGUUAGAAUAGGCACUUAUUUUCUUACUGCUCAUUUUCUUCUUGAAUCCUUUCCUGCCUGACCUGAGUGCUGCACUGCAGGAGCCUGGCACAGCCAUGUCUGGGACGUCUGGUUUGCUGUGUGCUCAUCUGUUCUCCAGCAUCCUGAGGAGUUCACUAGUGAAACCUGCACAUGGUAUCUAUGAAGGAAUGUUUGCACCCAAAACUAUGCUGGGAUCUGUUGUACAGAGCUCUGACACGGUCUGCUCUGGGAGAACAGCACCAUGGGCUCCCUGGUGAAGGCUGUGUCCUUGUUGGGCUGUGUCACUGUGGGAAGGAGUUGCUCCUGCCCUCUGCCUCUGGCAGCUGCCCUUCCAGAAUCACAUGCCUGUGGCCAUGCUGUGUGCUCAUCUCAGCUGAUUUUGUGCAGCUAUCUGGAGGACAUAGCUAACCCUUACACACCAGUAUGCCUUCUUCCCUGUUCCAUGGGGCAUUCAGUUGCAAGAAACGUGAUAAGAACUAUCUGGGGAGACGUGCUGGAAGGAGGGAGAGGAGGCCAAGCAUGCCCCCUGCUCCUAUCUUGCAUAGCUCUGGGGUGAAAGCUGCUUUUGUUGCCUCUGUUCUGCAGGAGCUGUGACUGUCUCUGUGCCUGCCCUGCUCAUCCUUCUGAGCCAGGGAGGGAGUCUGGUCUUGGGCUGUGACCCUUUUCCACGUGCAACAGGCUCCACUAACCCUGCCUGAUCUCUGAGCUGUUCCUGCCUCUGAGAGCUUUACCAAGAGACACAGCAGGGUGGGGGUUAUAUGAAAGUUGAGUUGCAAAGGGCUCUUUGUAUGCUGGUUGGGCUUUGUUUGGUAAUGGACUGAGCUGACCUUGCUUUGUCCCACUAGCAAUAACUGUGGUUAGGAGCUGCGUUUUCCUCGCAGUAGGUGUGUGUUUUAAGGCAAACGGAGUCGAGAUGUUUUGCAGACAUGUGAGACUUCCCCCAGCAGAGGCUCAGGUGGGGGUCUGGCUCUCGCUGCGGCACUGGAGCCAUUUGGUGCCAGUUUUGGGAAGGCAGGAGCAGCUUCCCCUGGUUGUCUGUCCGUCCAUCCGCAGCAGCGCCCGUGUCCCUCCUGGCCAGGAGCCGCCUCCCCGCGGGCGCCGGUCCCUGCAGCGUGUGGGUCUGUGCACUGUGCCUUCAAAUGUACAUUUAUAAAGGGACUUGAAUCGCCUCCUGGGACGGGGCGGCGUGAGGCGAGGCUGGGCUCUGCCCUCAGCCCGGCCCUGUUUUUUACCUGUAUACUGAGAGCCAAUAAUCUGUAUAAAACUAUUUUGAUGUCCA
This is a messenger RNA of Colius striatus (speckled mousebird), 6888 nucleotides long. It is a transcript of the gene CPD, whose product is annotated as carboxypeptidase D. The record is from RefSeq and is a predicted model, not a curated record. NCBI's taxonomy places the organism in Eukaryota, Metazoa, Chordata, Aves, Coliiformes, Coliidae. Gene Ontology annotation, molecular function: metallocarboxypeptidase activity; zinc ion binding. The transcript is spliced from 21 exons. The coding region runs from base 8 to 4069 and encodes 1353 amino acids. Gene Ontology annotation, biological process: proteolysis.